Messenger RNA from Fraxinus pennsylvanica, 3303 nucleotides. The record is from the annotation of a GenBank genome assembly. NCBI's taxonomy places the organism in Eukaryota, Viridiplantae, Streptophyta, Magnoliopsida, Lamiales, Oleaceae.
AUGGAUCGAAAAAGUUGGCCCUGGAAGAAAAAAUCUUCAUCUAUUAAGGCAGUGGCUGAAAAUGCUCCUGCUGCUGAGUCAGAAUCUUCUACUGCCCUUUCAGAUGCAGGGACAACUCAGGCUGACCAGACUAAACAGGAUAGCAAUAAAAAACCAAAGUAUUUUCAAAUUUCAAUGGAGUCUUAUACACAUCUAACUGGGUUGGAAGAUGAAGUGAAGUCCUACCAAGAGCAAAUGAAAACUCUUGAAGAAGAAGUAAUGGAGUUGAAUGAAAAACUGUCGGCAGCCCAUGUGGAAAUGACUAAUAAAGAAAACCUGGUGAAACAACAUUCCAAAGUUGCUGAAGAAGCCGUCUCAGGUUGGGAAAAGGCCGAGGCAGAAGCUUUAGCUUUGAAAAAUAAUUUGGAAUCUGUCACACUGUUAAAGCUCACAGCAGAAGACCGGGCAUCGCAUUUGGACGGUGCUCUCAAGGAGUGCAUGAGGCAGAUACGAAGUUUGAAGGAAGAACAUGAAGAAAAUUUACGCGAGGUUGUUCUUAAUAAAACAAAACAAUUUGACAAGAUGAAGCUCCAUCUUGAAGCAAAUAUAUCUAAUUUGGAGCAAGAAUUGCUCAGGUCUGCUGCUGAAAAUGCUGCACUUUCAAGGUCUUUGCAAGAGCGCUCUAACAUGCUGAUCAAGCUAAGUGAAGAAAACUCACAAGCUGAGGCAGAGAUAGAACUUCUGAAGAGCAAUAUUGAAUCCCGUGACAAGGAAAUAAAUUCACUCAAAUAUGAACUUCAUAUUGCUUCGAAAGAGCUUGAAAUUCGCAAUGAGGAGAAGAACAUGUGUGUGCGGUCUGCAGAAGUAGCUAACAAGCAGCACCAGGAAGGAGUAAAAAAGAUUGCUAAACUUGAAGCAGAGUGUCAGAGGUUGCGGGGUCUGGUUAGGAAAAAGUUGCCUGGUCCUGCUGCGUUGGCCCAAAUGAAACUUGAAGUUGAAACUUUGGGGCUGGAUUAUGGAGGCUCACGUCUGAGGAGGUCUUCGGUGAAGCCUCCUACUUCACACUUGAGCCAAUUACCUGAAUUUUCACUUGAUAGUACGCGCAAGUACCAGAAAGAAAAUGAGUUACUUAAUGAACAUCUAUUGGCCAUGGAAGAAGAAACAAAGAUGUUGAAAGAAGCAUUGGCAAAGCGCAAUGGUGAACUGCUGGCCUCCAGGAGUAUGUAUGCGGAUGCGGCCCAUAUGUAUGCUGAUGCGGUCCAUAACCUUCAGAAUCUAGAAGUACAACUGCAUGCCAAUGGUAAACAUAAAAGUCCUCCAAAAUCCAGUGCUCAUGUCCCUAUUGAAGGUUGGUAUAGUCAAAAUGUAAGUAAACCGUCAAGCUUGACCUCCAUGUAUGAAGGUGGAAAUGAUGAUGAUGCAAGUGUUGCUGGGUCAUGCGCUACAGUGUUGAUGCCUGAGCACUCUCAUUUGAAGAAGGAAAAGAAUGUUGAUAGUACACUCAAGUCUGAAAGUGUGAAUCACCUGGACCUUAUGGAUGAUUUUCUGGAGAUGGAGAAGAUAGCAUAUUCAUCCAAUGAUUCAAAUGCGGCAGUAUCCAGUUCAGAUUUAUCUGGUAAUACACGAGAUGCAAUAUCUGAAAUUGCAAACUAUGACACCUCAAUAGAAGCCACAGCCAGAAUGGGUUUGCAAUCGAAGGAGAAUCUUGAAUCGGAAACACCAGUUUCUUAUAAUGAAGUGAUAGCACCAAUUCCUCAUGUGCAUGUAGAACCGCUAACCUUUUCGAAGCUUCAAUCAAGAAUUUCUAUGGUUCUUGAGGGGGUGUCCAAGGAGAAGGACAUGGAAGUGGUUUUGGAGGACAUUAAACGUCUUGUACAGGACAUGCAUGAUACUCUGCAUCCCAAGUCAUCAAAUCAUGUUGGUGAGGCAGCAUAUUGUUCGGACACUGCAUGUGACCAUAAGACUGGUGCUGAGGUGACGGAGGAAGAGAAUAUAUCUUCUUCUGGAGAUAGUAAUCUCAACACUGAGACUCUGCACAUCAUUACCCAAGCAGUAGCCAUUUCUAAGAUUUACGACUUUGUAAUAAUUCUUAGUGAAGAGGCUAAGGCCAUCCAGGUAACAUCUUGUGAUGGAGGACUGAAUGAUCAAAUGGCCAUGUUCUCUGCCAAAUACAAUGGGGUUACUAACUGUAGGACAAAUCUCUCGGAUUUCGUUCUUGACCUUUCUCUCGUAUUAGGCAAAGCAAGUGAGCUCCAGUUCAAUGUCCUGGGAUAUAAAAAUUCUGAAGUGGAAAAUAGUACUUCUGAUUGUAUAGACAAGAUUGCUUUACCAGAGAAUAAGGGUACUUUAGACUCGUCAGCUGAGAGAUAUUCAAACCGUUGCAACCAAUUUUCCGAUUCCACAUCUGAGCCUGACAUUCCACAUGAUGCGAAUCUUGUUCCAACAUCUGAAUUGACAACCUCUUCAUGGAAAUGCUUGUUGGAGGAGUUUGAACAAUUGAAAUUGGAGAAGGAUAAUAUGGAAAUUGACCUGGUUAGAUGUUCUGAAAACAUGGAAAACACCAAGUCGCAGUUACUGGAAACAGAACAGCUUCUUUCAGAAGUUAAGUCACAAUUAACAUCAUCUCAAAAGUUGAACAGCUUGGCUGAGACACAGCUCAAAUGCAUGGCAGAGUCUUACAGAUCACUUGAAGCACGGGCAGAGGAGUUACAAACUGAAGUGAACCUCCUACAGGGGAAAAUAGAAUCUCUGGAUAAUGAGCUGCAAGAGGAGAGAAGAAAUCAUCAAUAUGCGCUGUCCAGAUGUAAAGAUCUUCAAGAACACCUGCAAAGGAUUGACAGUUAUUCAGCAGCUGGGAAUGAUGCCAAUACCAACCAGGAGGAGUUGGCGGCUGCAGCAGAGAAGUUAGAAGAGUGUCAAGAGACCAUAUUUCUUCUCGGCAAGCAGUUGAAAGCUUUACGUCCUCAGAAAGAGGCUACAGAUUCACCACGUGAAUGGAAGACUCAGAAGGGCGAAGAUUUCACUGACGAAGAACCAACUAUAAGUGGCAUGAAUUUACAGGAUAUUGAUCCAAACGAGGACACUGCCAAUUCUAUCAAUUUGCAGAGAGUAGGAUCGAAUUCUUCCCUGGAUUCAUACAAUGCCCCAUUGAAUCCUUCUGAUUCUGAAGUCAACAAUCUAUUGAGAUCACCCGUCAGUUCAAAUCAUCCAAAUCACCGGCCUACUCAGUCGGUAUCCUCUUCCUUGUCAUCUACUCCGGCACCAGAGAAACAUUCCCGUGGCUUUAGCAGAUUUUUUUCCUCCAAAGGAAAGAACGACCACUAG